Molecule: messenger RNA, 1437 nt
Organism: Ruditapes philippinarum (Manila clam)
Lineage: Eukaryota; Metazoa; Mollusca; Bivalvia; Venerida; Veneridae
Exons: 2
Coding region: 319-1401 (360 amino acids)
Source: RefSeq, a predicted model, not a curated record
UAUUCUAUCUAUGUAUUUACUAAAAAGUCAAGAUUUCUUUUGUUUUUGUUUGAAUAAGUAUUUUGUAUUUUGUUGCACUCCUUUGUUAUAAAUGGGUAGAGAAACUUCCUUAUAAGAGCUCAGCUAGGAUAAGAAGUUUUAUACACCUUGUGAUAUGAAUAAUGGUUAACAUUAUCAAUAAAAAAAACCUGCAUUUUCAUUUUGGAUUGAAGUUGGCGUGAAUGUAUAUCUUUUGAUAAAUAUGUUUAUAAUGAUAAGAUGGACUUGUUUUAAUGAAUAAAAUUAAUAAAAGUUAAAAUUUUUACAAUAUAUAAAAAAAUGGAAAAUAUACAAAUAAGACAAAGACGUGAGGUUGAUGUAGAGAAACCAGUGAAAUUUUAUUUUGGGAGUACCUCAGAAAAUAUAAACAGCAUUCGUUGUGAAUCACCUGGUAGUGACAUUUCGUCCCCGGGCUCACCAGAUAGUUUAUCUUGGAAUGAGUCGGCAAUGCUGUCAUGUUGGAACAGUGUACAUGGUCUAACAGAGGAAGUUAACAAAAUUACUGAAUCAGGAAGCAAAGGUUUUUUGCGGUCAUUGUCAUUUUCAGCAAAAUCGUUACAACCUGAAAUAUUAAGGACUUCAUCUUAUGCAAAUAUCAGACCCGUAAGUGAGUUUUCAGGGUUAUCGGGAUCCAGCUCUGUAAACAGUCCUGGGAACGGAUUCCGUAGAUCUGUUUCCUAUAUAGACCACAAUGACAACAAAAGUGAUGAAAUGUCAAAGCAGCCGAUGUUGAGUAAUUGUAAAAGACAUACUAAAUUAACAAAUUCUAGCAAUAACUGCCGUAAAAGGGUUUCAGGAACAUUUAAUGACACUCAGCGAUAUUCUUUGAGUAGUUUAGCAGAGGAAGCAGGGUCUGGCAUUCCCAGUGAAUGUCAGAGAAGGUCAAUUGCUGGUGUGCCAAGAAAGACUAAUAAUAAUUGUAAGAGAAGAAGUUGUGAACCUCAAAAUGAUAGAUGUCAAGUCUCAGAAAAGGAAUGUGCAGCAAAAAGUAAUUUACAACAAGAAAUACCAGAAAAAAAUCCGGCAUUCCGGCAGUCCUCUUACCCAGGUCUGCGCGAAAGGACGUUAAUUCAAAAUGAAAGUAAAAGACAUUCGAUGCCACUUCCAUUGAUAUAUAAGAAAGAAAUGAUGAACAAAGUUAUCUUGUCACAAAACAAAACAUCUGAUCAUGUUGUUGAAAUAACUGAUACGGUUCCGGAGCUAUUUCAGAAUAUACGUGGAGCUACCCAGCGUGAUAUCUUCGAGGAGAUGGAACCACGACAGCCGGAACCAACGAAAGCAUGUUACGAGGUCAUGUAUGUGGGUCGAGCCAAGGUCAGGGCAAGAAAAUUUUGUCUAGUCACAUUGACGAUCUUGUUAUGAGACUGGAAGCUAAAGAACAAAGAAAUAGUAUUAAUG